ACAAGCUGACUACUAUAUGUCCGACUGUGUGUUAGUAUCGACCAUUACAUCGACCGUAGAGCUAUCCAGACUAAAUCAUCAUUACUCGUCAGUUACAACAGAUACUACCAUGAUAAAAACUUGACAAUUAACAAAUUAACAUUUAAAUGAAGGAGGACUAUGUUACUUUCGUUUUUGACAAGAUGAUAACUGAAGAAUUAUAAUUAACUGAAGAUGAAGAGCAUAGUGAUAUUGUUGUUGACUUUAUGUCAUUUUAUGACUGCAUCAGAUCAACACUUUACCUUAAACAUAGGUAUCGUACCAUCAAAGGACAAUUCCAUAGACAACGUUACAGCAUACUACCCUCUUACAGUCUCUUAUACAGUUUUACCCCUUAAAGUGAAGACAUACAGAUCACAGUACGAUAAAAUGACAAAAUUAAUGGAACUGUUAAUUAAGAACGAUAUCCACAUAGUGAUAGGACCCUUUGAUGAUUCUAUCGCUGUUGUAACAGAAAAAUUAGAAAUUCCUUAUUUAGCCUUGACCUCUGACCAACAUGGGCGACGACUCCGUUCAACAUUCCAGUUACUACCUACGUUAUCAGACUUUAGUUCAGCCAUGUUAGAUUUGAUAGGGUAUUAUCAGUGGGAUAAAGUUAGUCUGUUCUAUGAUGAUGACCGAGGGGUAGAUAUGCUUGAAAAAUUACUUUCAAAUCAUGACUUGAUGGUAAAAUCCUGGCGUGUUGAUUCUGUAGGUACAGACGAACAGAUCCGAGACCAUCUUGUACAUAUGAGGAUUGCAUUUGUUCAAACCAGCAUUAUAUUUUGUAAUAGAAAUAACACAUAUCAGAUUUUAGAGCAGGCGAGAAGUCUUGCUAUGAUGUCAAUACCUUAUGAGUGGUUCUUUUACGAUCCUGGCGACCAGCUAGUACAUAUUUUCAAAGGAUUUGAGGAUAUAACAUUUAAUUACACAGUAUUUAGCUUGAUGGAAUUUAACAGCCAUGUGUAUGGUGUAAAGCAUCCGGAAGAAAAGUUAAACGUUGCCUUAACCACUGACGCUUUAUAUAUCAUUAACCAAACUGUGCCAAGGUUAGAUAAUAACACUGUGCAAGGAAUCAGAAAGGAUAUGAUAAAUAUCCUCAAACAGGAAACAUUUGAAGGAAUGACCGGACACAUUGCAUUUGAUAAUGAUGGACAACGUUUCAAUUUUACUAUAUUACUAACAGAGGUUUCUGUGUAUAAGAAUCGUUUAAAAGAGGUAUUUAACAGAUACGGGUCCAUUCAACAUCGGUCUAUAUUUGGAGAUGCAGAAGAAGUCAAUGUAUAUACAACUGAAGAUACUACUAUGCCAGAUUAUCGAAAGAAAGACUUGAUGUUUGAGACGCUUAAGAUUGGUCGCUGGGUUUCUUACAAGGAUGGAAUGUUUAUUCCGAGACUUCAAAUGACUGAAAACAUUGAAAGAGGAAAUAAAACGACACAAUUUCCUUUGAGGGGAAGAAAAGCAAGAAUAGUCAUGAUUGAGGAAAAACCUUUCACCAUGCACAAAAAAGAUCAUGCAAAAUAUAGCGGCAAUGAAAGAUUUGAGGGCUAUUCGGUUGACCUUAUCACAGAAAUAGCCAAUAUGCUACACUUUGAAUUUGAAAUUUACCUUGUUCAUGAUGGCAAGUUUGGGACAAAAGAGAAAAAUGGAGAAUGGAAUGGAAUGCUUGGAGAACUUUUAAAAGGGAAUGCAACAAUGUCUGUGGCUCCUCUUAGUAUAAACUCUCUGAGGGAAGAAGCUGUAGAUUUUACAAAACCAUUCAUGACUAGAUACAUCAGUGUGUUAAUGAAAGUACCAAUGUCAGAGAGAUCCUAUUUUGAAUUUUUAAAUCCUUUACAUCCCUUAGUGUGGUUCUGCACAUUCGGUGCGUUCGUUGUUGUGAGUCUUGUAUUAUAUAUGUUUGAAAAGGUAGGAGCAUCACAUAGUAAAGACUUGCCAGGCAUAUCAUUUAAAGAAAGUUUUUGGUUUGUGUUUGGAUCUUUACUUCAGGGUAGCACAGAAGCUUCACCCUCAACACUUCCAGGACGAAUACUAACAAGUGCUUGGUGGUUUUUUGCUUUGAUUUUAAUUUCUUCUUAUACAGCCAAUUUGGCAGCUUUUUUAACUGUGAAAAAAAUAAAUACUCCCAUAAAGUCAGUGACAGAUUUAGCAUCACAAACUACUAUAAGAUAUGGUACUGUUGUAGAUAGUGGCAUUAUGCAAUUUUUCAAAAAUACAGAUAUAGAACAUUUUGCAAAAAUGUGGGCACAGAUGAGUGAAAUAGACCCUCAAGAAUCAAUGGUUGCGAAUACAAGUGUUGGUUUUAACAAAGUCAAAAAAGGGAAUUACGCAUUCUUUUGGGAUACAGCUGUUAAUAAGUAUAUGACAAUUAAAGACUGUGAAUUUAUGGAAAUUGGACCUCAUUUUGAUCCAAAAGGAUUUGGAAUUGGAGUUCCACCAGGAGCAACAUACAGGGAAGAGUUAUCGAUGGCAAUUUUAAAAUUAGGAGAUGCAAGUAUAUUGCAUCAACUUGAAAACAAGUGGUGGCCACGACGAACGUGUCCAGAUGUAACUAAACCCUCUGCAGAAGAAACAUCAGAACUUCAAAUUGAAAAUGUGGCAGGAGUUUUCUUUAUUUUAUCGGGAGGUAUUGUUUGUGCAGCAAUAGCUUGUGUUUUUGAAUACUUCUCAAAACGUUGUAAAAAUCGAGAACGAGAAGUCCAAAAACGAAAGGAAAAUAACAGUACUCCAAACCAUGUUAAUCAUAAAGAAAGAGAAAGCUUUUUAUGACAUACUGGAAGUUGUAGCUAGCGAUUUUUGUUCUUCAGAUAAUGGCGAAGCUUGUAGAAUAUGUUUAAUAUCCUCGAGAGUACAUAUUACGUUACAGCACAUCGUUAAAGCUUACGGACUAAAGACCAUUUGUUGAUAUUAUAUGGUACUUAUGAAGCAGUAAUUGGAAGGUGUACAGAAAAUUAUCUUCAUGUUUCAUGAUAAGAUGACAUUGAGAUUCUUUGAAAAAAAUAUUCCAUU
Mytilus trossulus (common blue mussel) is the source of this 3027-nucleotide messenger RNA. Its product is annotated as glutamate receptor ionotropic, kainate 3-like. The coding region runs from base 214 to 2787 and encodes 857 amino acids. The transcript has 14 exons. Gene Ontology annotation, cellular component: postsynaptic density membrane; plasma membrane. Gene Ontology annotation, molecular function: transmitter-gated monoatomic ion channel activity involved in regulation of postsynaptic membrane potential; glutamate receptor activity. The record is from RefSeq and is a predicted model, not a curated record. Lineage: Eukaryota; Metazoa; Mollusca; Bivalvia; Mytilida; Mytilidae. Gene Ontology annotation, biological process: monoatomic ion transport; modulation of chemical synaptic transmission; synaptic transmission, glutamatergic.